This is a messenger RNA of Osmia lignaria (orchard mason bee), 13546 nucleotides long. RefSeq names its product cytoplasmic polyadenylation element-binding protein orb2 (gene orb2). Gene Ontology annotation, biological process: negative regulation of cytoplasmic translation. The record is from RefSeq and is a predicted model, not a curated record. Gene Ontology annotation, molecular function: transferase activity; translation factor activity, RNA binding; mRNA 3'-UTR binding. Gene Ontology annotation, cellular component: neuron projection; cytoplasm; nucleus. NCBI's taxonomy places the organism in Eukaryota, Metazoa, Arthropoda, Insecta, Hymenoptera, Megachilidae.
AGAAGGGAAGAUAGUUGGGUCGGUCAAAGGGAAAUACGGUGGUGAGGAUGGCUAUGGAGGUUUUCUCUGAUUAUCGGUAGCGGUGGUGGCGGCGGCGGCUAAAACGCGGAUACGAACGCGCGUGCGUGACCGAUGUCGCCGCACGACGCAACAGCGACGUAGCGACGACGACGUCGACGAGGACGAGGACGAGGACGAAGCGGCGGCCGAAGAUCGCCGAGCGCACGGGUACGCGAAGAGACUACGGCUGGUAUGGUGAGGGCCGCGGCACGGCCACAGUGUUCUAAAAGUCGGCAGCACGCACGAAUCGUAUCAGGCGCGACGCAGAGCGACGAAGCUGCGUCGUCGAAUCGCGGUCUCCUGGCCACCGAUCGUGUGCGGCUAGCAGCUAGGCAGCCAGGGACAGCGAACAGUCAGCCGGCUGCUCGAUUGGCAAUCGAGCCAGUCUGCGUUUGCCGAGUCACGGGAAACUCGAGGCGACUUUGCGGAGGAACCGCUGCUGCUCCGUAUCGGUUCUGAAAACGAGCGAGCGAAUACGAGAUAAGGAGAGAGAGAGAGAGAAAGAGAGAGAGAAAGAGCGAGAAGAAGGAGAACGAUAGCGAUAGCCCGAGCAAGAACGGGAACGGGAACGGGAAGGUUGUGCGGUAGCAGCGCGAGUGGGCAAAGUACGUGAGCUGCCAAUGGGAAGAGGCGCUAGAUCGAACGAAGACGAGACAAGGUGGUAAGCUUGGCGAACGCCCAUAGGAGAGGAAAAACCCUGACAAACGGAGGGGUCGCGUCGCGAGGAAACUCGUGUCGUGUCGUGUCGUGUCGUGUCUCGCGUAGACGAGUGGUCCGUGCGCGUUCUCGUGGACGCGUUUCGUCGGCUUGCUUGUCCGUCGAAAAGAGAUUGAUCGUUUGGUCGAUCGCGAGUGCGCCCUUCGGGCAGUAGCGAUCCGAUGUCGGUGGAAAGGAAUCGCGGAACCGUUUGGUCGGUGGGCUGUGUUUAGUGACGUAUCGGUAGUGUCCGCGUGCGCGGCAAGGACCAAGGAUCGUUGAGAAGCUGCUUCUUUAGCCAAGUUGUUCGCCAAGUGUGUGAGUGUUUUUUUGGUUGCUAGCUGAAUCGCCCGCGCGCUCCGACGCGUGCGUGUGCGUGAGAUUCGGCUUUUUUUUCCACCGCAUCGUGGAAGAGGGAAGGUCGCGUUGCACCGGGCCCGUAUUUGGGAGCAUUCCAAGUGGCUCACCGUUCGUCGAGGGAACCGAUUAUGUUCGCUGGGGGCGAGUGAACACCGGAAACAGUCUCGCUCGACCUUCGAUUAACGGUGGAAGGUCCUCCGUUUCAGGGCAGCAGUUUCACCGGGGAGGUUUUGCUCAUCGAACAAUGAGGAUGCUCGUGGAGCGAACGAUCGCUCGAUAACGAGGAGAAUGCUGCGGAAGCAAAGUCGCUGCCGAAUUGCACGGAAGCGACGCGACGUUGGUGUAAUCUAAUCGGUUCGAACGUUAUUAUUAGUGGAUCGUCGUGUCCAGAUAAGGAGCUAGGGCUAAAGCUGAAGGCUGUGGUUAAGAGUCGAAGCAACAGCUAGAGCUAGAGCUAGAUCUAGAGCUAGAGCUAGAGCUAGAGCUAAAGCUAGGGUUAGAGGUAAUACUAGAAGGAGAGACGGUGAGCUAGCGCGUGAAAGAGAGGGGAGAGGAGGAGGAGGUGGAGGUGGUGGAGGUGGAGAAGAAAGAAAGAGAAAAAGGAGAGCACGCGUGAGGUCAGGAAAGACGGGGUAGGAUCGAAGCGCGUGCAAGGGAAGGAAAAAGGUCGAGGGAGAAACGAGGAAAUCGAGCGAAAACGAGGAGAAGAAGAGAAUCGAAAGAGAGAUUGGUGUAGUUCGCACAGCUUCCGGGGCUCGUGGGUGUUUUUACGAGUACGCGGUGGAUCGAUAGUUGUCUCGCGAGCUCUGCUCGACGGAGCUGCUGUGGUCGACGACGUUCCUACCGGUAGGAACGAUUCGAUUCCAAUUCGAUUUACACGAUAUCAGCAAACGGAAUCGAAGAGACGAUCGGUUCCCGGCGAGGUAGAAGGAAACUCGAGCCUCGAACCAGAGGGAGUAUCGCGCGACGAUUACUCGAAUCUUGAGUGGUCCCCGUGCUUUAUGGGGGACUAUAGCGCGACCAGUCUCUUUUCGAACAGCCUGUCCGGCACGAGCAAGUCGUCGAUCGGUAGCAGCGCCAGUACCGUCAACACAGCCGUAACCAUAACGACGUCAACGAUGCAGGACGACCUCUUAAUCGAGAAGCAAGCCAGUGGCAAAACUGCGCCUCUGUCGCCGAGCACCGGCCUGGACACGGUGGCCGGACAAGAGAAGACGAAGGACGUGGUCGAGGUCGAGAGUAUCGCUAUCGCGGCGACGACGACGCCCUCCUCUAGCGAGAAAGAGAUCGCGUGCAGCACCAGCUCGACCCUCCAGGGUUUCUCGGAAGCUGGCCGGGUACCGAGCCUCUGGUCUGCCCCGGACGAUACCGGUCUCCACGCGUUACCCGUCAACGGUUCGAUCGGGGCCUUUCAAAAUUUCCCUUCCGGUGGUCCGGCCGGUUUGUUUACCGGUGCUGGCGCGACCGUGUCGGCUGGCGCCCGUCGAGCGAUCACUGCUAGUCAUAAUUUCCCUCAACAACACGGUACCACCACUGCUCCUACAGGUAGACACGGUCUUCAAGUAUCGCCAGCGCAACAGCAGCAACAACAGCAGCAACAACAACAGCAACAGCAGCAGCAGCAGCAACAUCAACAGCAGCAACAACAGCAACAGCAGCAGCAGCAACACCAACAACAACCAACAGCGAAUACCCAUCCAGGGGUUUAUCUUCCAGCGAAAGGUUACGCGGCUUGGUCCGGUGGACCGCAAGCGCCUCAACAAUGGGGAGCCGGACCGCAGGCUGCUGCGGUCGCGAGUCCCGGUCUUUCGCCGUGGAGCCGCGGAAGAUCGGUACCGAACCUUCCCCCGUUGCACUCGUCCCUGCACGCCGCUGCAGCAGUCGCGGCUGCUGCUGGACUUCAGGGAAGGAAACCGAGUCCAACGUUUCCCGGUCAUCCGGGACCGGCUGCUCAUCCAUCUUGCAUCAGUCCGGUCAAGUUCAGGAGGAGUACAUCCUAUCCCGGAAAGGGCAACAUAUAUCCGCCCCAACCUGCGCCCACCUUCGAAGUUACCGCCGCCGAAGAGAGGGACUUGCUUCAGUUGCCACCGUUCCAGCAGGAUCGUAUGACGGCUAAUGGAAAUUCACCGUUGGACAGUAUGAGAACGUUAGAGCAUUACUUGAGCGACAUCAUGCGAGCUGGUGCCGCGGAUACACCGGAACACGUGAAGGGGUACAUGAACUGCAAUGCCAGCACGCUGCAAUCGCUCGCGCAACUGCACGGCAAAUCACCGUUCUUCCCGAGUCUGGAGGAUCAAAGCGGAACCCUGUUGGAGGACCCGAACGCGCCGAGUCAGUUGGAUGGCGUCGGCGUUGGCGUAGGUGUCGGUGUCGGUGUCGGUGUUGGAGUCGGUGUCGGCGUCGGCGUCGGUGUCGGUGUUGGCGUCGGGGUCGGCAGCGGGAUAACCGGCUCUCAAGCAGCGCCGCUUUCUUCGCCGAGUCGGAGCAGUCCUCACAGUCAGGGCAGCGAAAACGGGGAACGUUUCUCUAGGAAAGUAUUCGUCGGUGGUUUGCCACCGGACAUCGACGAAGAGGAGAUCAAAGCCAGUUUCCGUCGUUUCGGAUCGCUGGUCGUCGAUUGGCCGCACAAGGCGGAGAGUAAAUCCUACUUUCCACCAAAGGGCUACGCUUUCCUGCUUUUCCAGGACGAAGCGUCGGUGCAACAGCUGAUCGACGCGUGCAUUCAGGACGAGGAGAAACUGUAUCUGUGCGUAAGCUCGCCGACGACUAAAGACAAACCGGUGCAGAUUCGACCGUGGCGGUUGAGCGACGCGGAUUUUGUGCUGGACGCAUCGAUGCCGUUGGAUCCACGAAAAACCGUGUUCGUCGGCGGUGUUCCGCGACCGUUGAAAGCCGUCGAGCUGGCGAUGAUCAUGGACCGACUUUACGGAGGCGUGUGUUACGCCGGCAUCGAUACCGAUCCGGAACUGAAAUAUCCGAAAGGGGCUGGCCGGGUCGCGUUCAGCAAUCAGCAGAGCUACAUAGCUGCCAUAUCGGCCAGAUUCGUUCAGUUACAACACGGCGACAUAGACAAAAGGGUCGAAGUGAAGCCGUACGUUUUGGACGAUCAGAUGUGCGACGAAUGUCAGGGGCAACGUUGCGGAGGGAAAUUCGCACCGUUCUUUUGCGCGAACGUUACCUGCUUACAGUACUAUUGCGAGCACUGUUGGGCGACGAUUCACUCGCGACCAGGUCGGGAAUUCCACAAGCCGCUGGUGAAGGAGGGCGCGGAUCGGCCUCGAGCCGUGCCUUACCGCUGGUGUUAACCCCAGCUGCGUUGUCCUUAAUUAUCGCGCAACCCUAGCUAAUUAACUACCACUUCUACGAACCACCUCCCCUUUAUCCACCAGGCCCUCCAACAACCGCUCGCCGCUCCUCGCCCAACCACCACCACCACCACCCACUCACCCACCCGUUCAUCCGCACUCUUCCACCAGUCCGACAUUCCGCGACUCCCGCCCCUCAGCCACCCACCUCUCGCUUACUUACCUUGCCGAAACACACCACCCCGAGAACCACCGUCACCACCGUUACUUACCCAUUCGAUCCUUCGUAACUACCGCUAUUCUAUUACCAACACCACCAUCACUAUUAUCGAUACUCUACUAUUACCGUUCUAUCGCUACUACCACACCAUUACUAUUCUACUACCAGUUACUUCUCUACUCUGCUAUCCACUGCUACUUGAACGCGUUUACCGGAUACUCGGCGAACAAACCAACCGCCGUGUUCUACCAGCCGAUGCGACUCGUCGAAGCAAUGCACGGAGGAAACCACGGAAAGAAGCACUCGGAAGAAAGAAUCCGCCAGCCGGAAGUGGAAGAAGCGGACGCCCGUUAUCGACGACUUAACACUUCGUAAACGUAUUCCGUCUGUAUCGAGAUCGAACAUUCGUUAGUUACCGAAUAUUACGAAUUUUCUCGUUUCGAGACACGUUGUUGGCGCGUUCGCGACUCGCAUCUUUCACGUUUCACCGAGAGGCGCGAGUUUCUCUUCUGCUUGCCCCCGUUCGCUCGUCUCUUUUCUCUCAGCGUUCCGGGCAAAGGUGGACAGAGAGUUUCUCGCGUCGAUCGAUCGCGAAGAAGGUGCUUUCGUACCCGACGUAGCAGAUUAUUUCUUCGCUUCUCUUCGACUCUCUUUCUCUCUCCCUCUCUCUCUCUCUCUUUUUUCUUUCCUCUCCUCUUCUCUCAAUAUCUCUCCCUCUCUUCGUUUCGAUCGAGCGAGUCGACUGAAAACGGAAACUUCCUCGUCGAACGCGUCGGUAGAAGAGGCUCGUUUUCUUCUUUCUCCUGAUCGUUUGUCCUUUGUUCGAACGGGCUAGGGUAAGAAGAAGAGAAACCUAAGGACCGAGUGAGAGAGAGAGAGAUAGGCACACCGUGUAACCAGCCAUGGAAAAUUUCCUUCCUUUCGUCGAUCCUCUUGUCUGCUCGAUGGCAAAGAUCCAGAGAGAGAAUCGAAGCUCCGAUUCGUCGCGCUCGGAGUCGCGGCUUCUCGUCGAUGGAUCACGGCUUCGCCGGACGAAAGAAGCGAGCGCGAACGCGGAUCGAAACGGUAAGAGAGAAAAAAAAAAAAAUGAUAUACCGAGUACCUGACAGCACCGCGAAAGUACGACGAAAGAUCGGACGAAUUGACGAAAAGGCGCGAGACGAGGCGACCGAUAAACGUUGAUAGAAUCGAGCGAAUCGUCGGGACAAAACGAUGGUAAAAACGCGGCGGAGAGUGAUAGAAAGAAAAGAAAAUAGGGACGCGAAACUGGGAGGCGAAUCAUUCGUAUUGAACGUUGAAUAGAUAAUGAAAAAAACAUCCACGCUUCGAACCGCUGUGUAUUAGAUAAUUCUCUGUAUCACAGUCUUUAGGUAUUAAGAACUUAUUAAAUAUGUUACAUAGGUGCGUUAUAUAUACAUACAUACAUACAUUAUAUAUAUAUUAUACACGUGCGUUUUUCGCGUGAGCAACGCGAUUCACGCUCCUAGGCAGAAUGUUUGGAUGAAGCAGACGAUUUUUUACUAAUUAACUUAUUCGAGUGCAAAACGUAGCGAAAAAUUAGGGAACGAGGGGAGAGCGAAAACGAAAAGGAGAGAGAGGGAGAGAGAGUGCGUAAGAUAGUGAAAAUGCGCGCGAGAGAAAGAGAAGAGGGAGGGUGUGAAAGAAAGUAGAGCGGAGGAAUCGGAGGUUUAGAGAAGCGAGACGUUGAAAAAGACUCUAGUUGGAUUCGCUAGCUUUAACCGUACCAGAUUUUUUUCCCAAUAACACGGAAUCUUAGCUCGUUUUCAGGAAAGGAAAGAGACGAAAAGACGGUACAAAGCGAAUCUUUUUUCCAGGCGAUAGCGAGAAAACGAUUCCGCGUAUCUAAGCCUCCGCGUUCCUUUUUCGAAAAACGAAAGACGAGAACGUCUCCGUCGCGCAAGUAUACUCGAGCUAACGCUCUUCCAAGGCGAAGAGAAAGGAAAACUCGCUCGUCCGGGAAGAAACGCGGCGAUCGAGGUCGUAGGGUAAUUACUCUUCAUACGUCCGGUAGAAAAUUCCGAAGCAAACGAAACGCGUGCGAGGAGUAAAGUUCUUUUUUUCGUGCAAACACGUUAGAUCGGUAUAGGGAAAAGGCUCGCAUGGAUCCCUCUUCUUGUACAUAAACGGUUUCCUCUUGUACCGAUACAAGCCGUGUUUAACCGCGGCCCACGAUGCGCGUUUUUCUUAAUCCUAACGAAUUACUUCGCUCGAUGUAUAUAAUCAAGUGCAGCGAGGCAAUCGACGUAGUUCAAAUGAAAAAUCUCGUCUCAACGGGGGCGCGUUAUUACAGAUUCUUCUAUUCUUCGAGAGAGCAGCUAGCUGAGAGUAUUCUCGGUGGUGAUUUCCUUGGCGCGUCGUUCGCGGACAGAAGAACGAUCGAUCAAUCGAUUUACUCUUCGAGCGGGCGAAUCGUAAUCGAUUAUUCGAACGAUCCAAACGACGAGCGUGGAAAGGCCAUUUCUAUGCAGCGUUCUGUGUUCCGCUUAAUAGAUGAUCGUUCUAUACGUAGCAGCAUCUCAUCGUCAUUCGAAACCGUAAGCUCGUAGAUUAACCUCGCACCACCAGUCUCUUUGACGACACGCUCUCGCGUGUACGCAUUCGCGACACACCCCAAAAACCCAACACCCACAGUCUACAGUCUACAAUCCACAACACACAGUCGUACAACACGCAUCUAUCGUACCGCAAACGUUGUCGUUCGAUAACGAAAUCGGUAGAAAAGAAAAAAAAUAUAUAUAACAGGUGAUAAUGGCUCGAUCUGAUACGUUGCGUACAUCUUGGAAACGAAGAAUGGAAUACACACGAAUCCAUACGUAUGCGUAUAAUUAUAUAUACAUAUAUAUAUUUAUUUUUUUGGUAAUCUUUUUGUAUAUACUCGUCACCGUAGAUAGGGUGACAUCUAGACACCGCACGUGGGACGGAUGUACGCAAGAGAGAAAGCGAACGUAUGAGUGGAAAAAAAAAAGAAGCGGAUAAAGACUCGCGGGAGAAAUUGGCAUUUCGUUCCAAUCCUUCGUCCUUUCGUUCUUGAGAAUUCGUGUCGAUAACUACGAUCUUGCUUUCCUUCGGCUCUUUAAACGGCGAACAGGGAAAGGAAGGUGGUAGGAUGAAAGAGAAACGCGGCACGGUUCGGUAUCUUUUAUCGGGUAGUUAGCGAACGAUCGAUGGACGAAAGGGCUCCUCGCGAGGAAAAGUGUGUGCGCGCGAGAGGGUGACUGGGUGAGAAAGAGGGAACAGAACGACAGGAUGGAAAGUGUGGAGGAAAAUCAAGAGCAUUAGAUAGCGUAAUUUUUCAACGGUCGGCAUUGUCUCGCGUGAACGAGGAACAAUGAUAACGCGGAGUAUACGUAAACACACGCGUCGAUAUGUCCCGAAUUGAAUUUAUUAAACGCAGAUAACAGACGCGCGUUACGAUUAUACAGGUACGAGGCGGUGAAAGGAGAUGAUUUCUCGAUUGUUUCUGAAAACACGGUUCGUUUGAAAACGAUAUAAAAAGGACGUAAUUGGAAUUUUGAAAUCGAACUCGAGCGAGUAAGAAAAUAAAUCGACGAACCAUCUCCGCGAUUCGUACGCUAGGUGAAAAUUGACUUGCCGUUAACUAGCACGACGUAUGCGUCCGCAACGCUUUCACGCGUGGACACACAUUUCGUACACACAGCUACACACGAUGCAGAUACGUACACACGCGAUCUCGUUCGUGCACAGAGACGAGGCUCUCCCCGUUAAUCGAUAUGAUUCUAGUAAAACUGAACUAGGUACCAAUUCACCUAAAUCAAUUGAUAAUUUAAAAAAAAGUAUAUAUAAAUAUAUAAAUAUAUAGAUAUGUAUUUCGUGAACGAGGGAGAGAGAGGGAGAGAGAGAAAGAGAGAGAAAGAGGGAACGAUAGCAUAAUGCCAAUACUUGAAGAACGCGUCAGGUAUUUGGACGGGAAUCGAAAUCAAGAUUUUUCUAGACAAAUUUUUCUAAUAUAUUAAAAGAAUCCAGAGUUCUCCGCCGGAUCGUGGAGCGUCUCUGAAUCUUACUAUUGGCGUUUAUUCGCGCGUUUUAUACGGUAUACGCGUUAGAACAGAUUUCUUUCUCGAUUUUCGCGUUCUGGCGCGGGUCGUACCGAUUUAUGCAUCCACGUGCGCGUGCAACAUACAUCACACUCAACACCUACACACAAACUUCGUAUGCGCGUGUCCUAUACGCGGGACUAUAAUCGGAUUUUCUCCUCGCGUAUGGAUGUUUGACCAAAUGUUGUUGAUAUAGAACGAUCGUUCGGAAUUCGUGUAACGUUUCGCGAAAUUCUUGCACGGCAUUGGUGUAUCGCUUUGGCGGCGACACACGCGCAUACGAGGACACACACAUACGCACGGUAAUAAUCGAAGGCGAAAGUAGGAGCGACAAAGUUUCGACGAGAUGUUCGUUGAUCGCUGGCGAGUUGGUCGGUCGCGUCGCUUUCGAAAUUGGCGUGCCUCCGCGUUGGCAAGCUGCGCCAACGAUUUUUCGUCGAUUUCUUUCCCCGGUCUCAACGGCGCGAUCGCGUGUCCCGCGAACCUUAGGUGAAAAAUUAAAUUAGAAAAUUUCAUUUGACCGACUCCGAUACGCGGACGCGGUUCGAUACGGAUCUUUAGUGAAAAUUAUUUCGCGUUUCCAAGAACAAUGUUGCUCGAAGCGGACAUAUCACUCGUAAUUUUGAUACGUGAAAACGCUGAAAAUUCGUCGAGCCUCCAUUUCUCGAACGACAUCCGACGAAAAUCCCUUUUCUUCCUCGCGGACCCGCGAAAAUCACGAUCUCGGAGAGAAUUCGUUGAGAGGGAGAGAGCAGGCGAGAAAGCGGAGGAAUCAAAAGGCGCGAUCGAACUCGCGAAACUUCACUUUGCACGCGUACACGCGAUGAAACGCAUCUAUCAUGGUGCCGCGCGAUCAGUUUCACCUAAAGUAACCGACGAUAGUAAUUCCGAUUCAACCACUUCGGCCACAGAGUUGUCGUUUGAUAUCGCCAGUAACAAAAGUAACAACAAGAAAAAUAAUAAAUAAUAUAUUAGGUAUGAUUCUUCACCUCCUUUGUAAUAUGUGUGAUAAAGCAUAAUAUAUAACGACAAUUAUAUAGAAUAUAUAUAGAUACAUAAAUAUGAAUAUGAAUAUGGAUAUAAAUAUAAAUAUAAAUAUAUACGUAUACAUAUAUAUUUAUAUUUAUAUAGGAAAUAUUAAUAUAUAAUUGAUAAUAAUGAUCGAAAUAUCUAAUAUAUUAUGAGAGAUUCGAAAAGAGAAGAGAAAAUGUACGGAAUAUAAUUGGGAAUAAAGUGUUGCGCGACACGACAGUAGGGGGAGGUCGAGGAAAAUAGAGAAAAGAACGGGUGUGAAAAGUGGUUAAUUGGCGAAUCGCGGCUACGCGGGGAUGUAAUGUCGCGCGAGUAACGCGUUUGAAUAAUUAAAAAAGAAAAGAAAAGAAAGAUAAGGAUGUAAAGUUGGGGGUUGGGAGGGUGGGAAGGGGAACGAGUAACAAUGGUAGUCAUUUACGAUAGAUUUGUAUUUUUCAGUGUUGAAAAGUUUUUUAUACUGCUGUUAUAUUCUUAUCUAAAUAUCUUAGUUUGGAGAAAAUGUGUGAGAGGAGCGUUGCGUUUUAGCGCCCGUGCGAUUAGGUGCAUUUGAUAAACGUUCUAGCGCGAGAGCGCGUACGCGAGAGUGAGUGAGAGAGUAUGAGAGAGAUGACGGGAGCGAAUUUCGGAGAACGCGUCGCGAUCGCUGAAUCGUACGAAACGAAUGGAAAUUCGUUACUUUUCACCGAAUUUCCUUCCGUUUCCAAACCGAAGAAAAGUCUCGACUCGUUCAGCGAACGCGUUGCUUGCCGUUACGUUCCGCGGACGACGGGCAUCGAGACGCCUGACGCGAACGCUUUGAAAAGCUUCGAAAAGCUUGGAAAACUCGUAAAAAACGCGCGAGUUCUCCGUGCGCGUUAUCCAAGGAACGUUGACACGCGGGAUACGCGUUACUGAUACGCGGCCGCGAUCCAACCUCCGCGUUAAUCCUAUCAUCAUUUACGAGACGUAGAAUAGAGAGUAUUUUUGUUGUUGCCCGUAUAGUAUAUAACGUUUAGGAAGUCGGGGUUGAGAUCGCGGCCAGGAAUCCUGAGGAGCGAUUUUUCGCGGAGAAACUUGUGCCGAGUGACGCGCCGUUUUCGAGCCUCGCUUCGCGAUCGAGUUCGACGACAAAUUAACGAACGUAAUCGCGGAAAUCGAAGCGAAACGCACGCCUACCUACGUAGCUCUCCGAAUCGUAAUCUAGUUGCUUGCUCAUCCACCGAUCUACCCCUUUACGCGUACGAUACGACGCGACAGAUUUUUAUUUUUUUUUUCCUCCCUCAUUUAUUUUUUUUUUUUUUUUACUUUUAUUUUUUAUCUUUUCUAAUCGUCCUCGUACGGUUCACGUGGAAGCAUAGACGUUCGUAUUAUUCGUAGCGAUAAGUUUUUGUUAAGCAAUUCUCCUGUUUUGUUUCCUUUUAUUUUUCGCAGUAUCCGUCUUUACCGCGUCGAUUCUUUCGUCGUUGUCGAACGAUCUGUAUCGCAACGGACGCGAUACCUCGUAAGGAGAGACGUGUCGAAUUGAUUUUUACAAGUUUUGUACCGAUUUCUUAGGCACGCACGGUUCUCCGAUUACAAUGUUGUACAGGCUUUUUCUACCGCGUGGAACACUUUCCUAUUUUUGUAAAACCUUUCCUUUUAUUUUUUCCCUUCUACAAAUUUUUAUAUUUUCACGAGAUAUUUUCGACGAUUACUAUUAGUUCAUAGCGCUUGAACGCAAUUAAUAUUAACGCUGUUAUUACACGAUUACAGUUUAUCGCAACAUACUACUACUGAUUCAAUUAUUCAUCGAUUAUUAUUAUUAUUAUUAUUACGAUUAUUAUUAUUAUUACUACUAUUAUCAUUACUUUUGCUAUUUUUACAGUUACUACUAUUAUUAUAGAUGCGUCUACUAUUAUACAUGUACACAUGUAUCUUCAUGUACCAAAGAAACAGUCAAACGUACUUGUACAUUUGAUGUAUACAUGGGCACGUGCAAGUUAGGCACUGCUAGAAUAUAUAUAUAUAAUAAUGUUUAUUUGGACGCGGGAGAUGUAGAAAAGGAACAGAGACAUAGUUGCGAUUAACUUGCACGUUCGUCAUUUUUUACGCUUGAUACGUGGUAUCUUUUUUGAUUUUUCUCAGAUCGAUUGAAAUUUUCGUGUUCUUCUUCUUCCUCUUCUUCCCUAUUCGAAUCUGUUGAAGAAAUUUCAUUUCAUCGAACUGAAACGGUUCUAAAAUUUGCCAUUUUUCAAACUCCGUGUAAUAUCAGUGUAAGAUCAGUGAUGGAGAAGCGGAACAUUGUAAAUUUCACCGCGAGAAAGGUAUCACGAUUUCGUAGGAAUGGAAAUGGAGAUUGGGUUGGUAAGAUGCCAGUCGGUAGCUACGUUAAAGGUAGCUUCCAAUUACCUAGGAAUUCGCUUACUUGGAUCGACGGGGACGUCUACGGGGUAGGCGGUUUUCGUUCGAUUCUCAUCGAUCAACGAAAUCGAUCAGUUUGUAAUUAGUAGAUCGAGAGCGAGGUGAAUCCACUGCGCCCGCGGUACUGGUCGCGCGACUAUGCAAACACUUUAGGUACGUUUUAAUGUAAAUGUGGGGUAACGAUGUAAACUUAAAUGUAUGUACGUGUAUAUGUUUUACGGAGACACUUAGAGCGUAAACCGUGAUAAGGCUAUAAGACAGUAUAAAACUGGAGCUGGGAGCCGUGCAAUGUUCUUACAGGGCGAAAGGAAAGCGUAAUAGCGACGAGCGAAAGUAAGGGUGAGAAUGAAAUGGGAACGAAAGGGUGCGGGAGAGUUGGGGCGAGGAACGGCGAAGGAUAGAGCGGCGAGGUGGGGGGGGGUGGGAGAAACGGAAUGCCGAAUUUCUGAAAUCACGAGAGAAACAGAGGGAAGAAAAUAUUUUUUUAUUUUUUUAACGAGAGCCUGAAAAUUAACAAAAUACUUUACGCAUGAGAGAAAUUGGCAAGGAGUGAGGGAGAGGAGAGAAAGAGCGCGUAUGCGUGUGCACGUGUGUGUAUGUUUGCCGGGUGAAUGGAAGAAAAUAAUAAAACAAAGAGCGCGGAGAAUAGUAAUAUACAAAGUUAAGUGCAUCCCAGAGGCGGGCACAGUGCAUGCGUUUUUUACGUAGAAAUAGAAAGUCUGACUGCUUUUGUUUUGUGGAAGUUUUUAUGGGAAAUAGUAAAAGUCUUUUAGAUAUAUAGAAAAAUGAUAUGAAAAAAAGCAAAAAAAAAAAAAUAUGGGAGGAAAGAGAGAAGGGAUGAAAGGAGACGAGGAAAAAAAGAACGAAACGUUUUUGUAACAGCGAGGAUGAAACUGAAUUUUUUUAAAACGUCGUUUCGAAUUUCUACGUAUCUUUUUAUGUACAUUUAUACGUGAACGUUUGUUUUUAUUGUAAAAAUUUCGCCGUCUGUAUUUGUAAGUUAUCGUAGAAGUCUGUUGUUACUAAUACUAUUUACUUAAGAUAGCCACUUUUGUCCUAGCGUAUAAUUGUGAAGGCAAAUUUCUAUGAGUUUGUAAUAUAAUCGACGACGAAGGAGGACGAGGACGACGACGACGACGACGACGACGACUAGAACGACGUGGACGGUAAAGACGAUAAUGAAAUUAGAGGAAACUUACAAGUGCAACUUAAGUCUUAACUCAAAGUUACCAAACCAUACGCGAGGUUUCGUACUCGAAGGAUAUAAUUUUUUAUUAAAGCAACUUUUUGCGGAGCUCGUUUAACGAUCAUCCUUAUUUUUUUAUACCAGUGGUAGUAUCCUGCCCACCUCUGGGUAAAGAAAGAAACAAAGAAAAAAGAAAAAAAUACAAAAAAAAAAACAAAACGAAACGAUCGAA